This is a messenger RNA of Cordyceps militaris CM01, 606 nucleotides long. RefSeq lists its product as uncharacterized. The record is from RefSeq and is a predicted model, not a curated record. The coding region runs from base 1 to 606 and encodes 201 amino acids. NCBI's taxonomy places the organism in Eukaryota, Fungi, Ascomycota, Sordariomycetes, Hypocreales, Cordycipitaceae. The transcript is spliced from 6 exons.
AUGGAAAAUCACCAAGGCCCUGAGCUGCAGGAAUUAAAAAGGCGGCUACGAACGUGCAAAUUGGGUGCCUCAGGUGUUAGUAUCGCCUGGUCAUGCCUCACUCGCUCCUCCAUUCUCGACAAGGCCAAACCUUGGGUCGAGGACGAUGACUGCACGUCGUUUGACAACUUUUUGCCCGCGAGCCUCCUGAGCGCCAACUCGCCGAGCGGCCACUACAACACCGCGUACCACUUUGCCAGCAUACUAGGCGUUCUGGGCCGACGAAAUACUUCCACGAGGGCUUUUCGCAACAAGGACGGCUCUAUUGACGAGCGCCCCUUGACGCUGCUCGCGUAUAACUCUGGUGAUGUUCUCCCGCUACCGAAACACGAAUGCGACGGGCCACAUGCCGCCUAUACUGCCAAAUCACUUUCCGCGGUGUUGCUAAACGGGAUUCUUUGCUGCUGCGUGCGUGCGAAUGCUGGCUCUGAUGUCCCGGCAUCUGAGCCACCUACACAUCGGCCCCCCCAGCGUCCCCCGUCUGCUUCCAUCCUGCACGUCCUGGUCAACGUGCCGCUUCUCUACACCGUGGACAGAGACACCGAGCCUAGAUUACCUCGACCCUAA